[Torrubiella] hemipterigena is the source of this 2703-nucleotide messenger RNA. The record is from the annotation of a GenBank genome assembly. Lineage: Eukaryota; Fungi; Ascomycota; Sordariomycetes; Hypocreales; Clavicipitaceae.
GCCGCUCACAGCGCCCACAGCCCCCGGAUUUCAAAUCGUUAGUGGCGCUCCACAAUUCGCAAUCCCCCACCAAGCUUUCGCUCAUUUUCCUUCGCGUCACCAUCCACGCCUCUGCUUUCUUCAACUUCACCUUUUUUUUAAUAUCGAUGGUGCUAUUCUCAUCUGUUUAGAUGGCCUGUUAAUAACCCCAUUGGCUUCUUCUAAUAUCGCGCAUACGCCACAAUGUCCAACGAACGCACUCCCCUCAUCCCGACCAUAAGCUUCGGGCCGGUCCGAAGACGGCAAGAACAACAGACGUGCAAGAGAUUCUUCACCAUCGCCACCACAUGCUUAGCCCUUUAUGGUAUCUUCAUCUUCGCCUUUCAUCUCAUCGCCUGGCCUUUCCAUUAUCACAGUCCUGACAAUGAUGGGCGAUACUCCUGGCCGCACAAGUACGGCAGAAACUUGUCUCACCAGCAGCUGAGGAAGAUAUUCAUGGAUACACCAACAGCCAGCAGCGCUAGAGAAUCGAGCCGAUACUACGCCUCUGGAGCUCAUCUCGCCGGAAAGAACUUCUCCCAGGCCGACUGGACCCGCGAGAAGUGGCAGUCCUGGGGCAUCCAAGCCAGCAUUGCUGAAUAUGAAGUCUUACUCAACUACCCCGUUGACCACAGCCUCUCCAUGCUUGAGGAAACACACAAGGACAACUGGAAGCUCUCGUUCAAAGCAUCUCUCAAAGAGGAUGUUCUGAAGGAAGAUCCCACUACAGGCUCCAAAGACAGCAUCCCAACCUUUCACGGCUACUCUGCCUCGGGCAACGUCACUGGGCAGUUUGUCUACGUCAACUAUGGCACUUUCCAGGAUUACCAAGACCUUGUUGAUGCCAGCAUCGAUCUCAAGGGCAAGAUUGCCAUUGCCAAAUAUGGCGGUAUCUUCCGUGGACUAAAAAUCAAGCGUGCCGAGGAACUUGGAAUGGUUGGUGUGUUGAUUUACAGUGAUCCUGGUGAUGAUGGCCUCAUCACAGAAGAGAAUGGCUACGAGGCAUAUCCUGCUGGCCCUGCUAGAAACCCCAGCAGUGUUCAGCGCGGCAGUGUAAGCUACCUUAGCAACGCCGUUGGCGACCCUACAACUCCUGGUUACCCGUCUAAGCCUGGCGUGCCUCGUGUCCCCUUGACAGGGUCAACUCCUGGUAUCCCCUCCAUUCCCAUCUCUUAUGCCGAUGCUCUUCCUAUCCUCAAGGCUCUCAACGGUCAUGGCCCAAAGGUCACCGAUUUUGGAAAAUACUGGCAAAAUAAUCUAGGCCUGAAGUACAAGGGCGUCAACUACAAUAUCGGUCCUUCACCUGCGAACGUGGUUCUCAACCUGUAUAACGAGCAAGAAUAUGUCACAACCCCUCUUUGGGACGUUAUCGGCGUCGUCAAUGGCACAAUCCCCAAUGAGGUCAUCGUCGUCGGUAACCAUCGCGAUGCCUGGAUCGUCGGCGGCGCUGGUGAUCCCAACAGUGGCUCGGCUGUCAUGAACGAGGUCAUCCGCAGCGUUGGCGUGGCCCUGGAUGCUGGCUGGCGACCUUUGCGUACCAUUGUAUUUGGCAGCUGGGACGGCGAGGAGUACGGCCUGAUUGGUAGCACUGAAUGGGUUGAGGAGUACCUCCCAUGGAUCAAGGAUGCCAAUGUCGCCUACGUCAACGUCGAUGUCGGCGCUAGCGGACCUCACUUCAAAGCUUCUGCGGCGCCUCUCCUGCACAAUAUCCUCCGAGAAGCCACUAAGCUUGUGUCAUCUCCUAACCAAACAGUUCCUGGUCAGUCCAUUUCCGACGUUUGGGAUGGCAAGAUCACUACCAUCGGUAGUGGUAGUGACUUCACCGCUUUCCAGGAUUUUGCUGGUGUUCCCUGCCUCGAUUUCGGCUUUAACAACGACGGUGCUGCUGGCCCGGUUUACCACUACCACAGCAACUACGACAGCUUCCACUGGAUGAACGAGUACGGCGACCCUGGCUAUCUUCACCACGAGGCCAUGGCUAAGCUGCUUGGCAACAUCCUUUUAUCCCUCAGCGAGGAAAUCGUCAUUCCCUUCCAAGCCAAGACUUACGGCGACAGUUUGUUGCAGUAUCUUGAUCAAGUCGAGGACAGUUUGGAGCACUCUCUGUCUGCGAACCCUAACGAGCUUCCUGACGAUGCUUCCCCCGAAGCCGUUGUCGCUCUACGCUCUGGACACAAGAAGGAUGGUAAGAACACCAAGAAACAUGAGCUACGUGCGUUCCAAACCGGCUUGAAGAGCCUUCGACACUCUUUGGUGCAAUUUUCCAAGGCUGCAGCGCGCCUAGAUCAAGACGCGGAGUUCCUUCGUCAGAAGCUUGAUGAGGGAUACCGCUGGUGGAACAUUCUUGGCAAGAUCCAUUUUGCCUGGACAUUAGUUCGUGUCAACAGAGAAUACAAGAAUCUGGAGAGACACUUUUUAUUUGAAGAAGGCCUAGACAACCGCACGUGGUUUAAGCACGUCGUCUAUGCCCCCGGCUUAUGGACCGGUUACGCUGGAGCGGUGUACCCAGGACUAGUCGAAAGUAUUGACUCCCAAGAUUACGAAAACGGUUUAAGAUGGACCAAGAUUGUCAAGAAGUGUGUUGAGGACGGGCUCAAGAGCUUGAAAGGAGAACUUGACAACUAACAAGCACUUGUAUAUACUGCAAUAGGAUAUAAUAGUAUGAAUAGUAAUUAUGUCUAACUG